GCGCGGCCCGGUGCCGCCUCAGCGCGGGGCAGCGGGGCCAUGGCCGAGGCCGUGCGACCCCCGCGCCGCGCCCGCGCCCGCGCCAAGGAAAAAAAGAAAAAAAGUACUGAGGAGCCCCAGGUACAAGAGCCUGAUGAUGUCUUCCUGCCUCCUGUGGCAGAAGGGUCUUCUCAAGCCGGGAGAGUGCAAAUGGAACAUCCUGGAGAAUUUACAGAAAUUCAACUUGGAGAUGAAGUAGACAAUAGGAAAACUAUAAAUGAUGUGUCUGACAUCCCCCAAAGUCAUUUAUCUUCAGCAAAUGAAGGGGGUCUGGCAGUCAUUCUGGAGCCUCCCAAACAUGCAGAAGAGGUCAAAGCUGGUUCUUCCCAGGAGGAAUGUGAGGGGGAUGUUGAGAAGAGUGAGAAGAACAAGUUGGACAAACCUCACAGCCCUGUGGAGGCAGCUGCUAGUGGAUCAGGAAAUUCUGAUUUAUUGAGUAGUACCUUUCAGUCCAGUGCUGCUGGCCCUCAGACAGUGCUGGGCUUUGUGCGGGACAGAGGAGCUGAAAACCUACAAGAUGUUAGAAAUCCUCUCGUCUGCUCUUCAGAGAAGCUUCCUCUCAGCACCUCACAGCGCUCUGAGAAAUCCAAGUCACGUGUUCCACGGCCGGGAUUCAGGUCGGUUUAUCCAGACCUGUCCUCGGAACUGUCCUACGAGAGACCCACCAUCAUGGCAGUAAAACCCCUGAUGCACCACGAGAGGCUAUACCCAGAGCUCCCCUCUGAGCCAGAGCUGGUGCCAUUCACCAGGGAGCAGCUGAAAAUCUUUGAGCCCUGUUCGUGGCUGGAGAACGUUGACUCCUAUGCUGAGGAAUUCGAGAGUGUGGCUCACCAGGACAGGCACGAGUUCUACGAGCUGCUUCUGAACUACAUGCGCUGCAGGAAGCAGCUGCUGCUGGCUGAGGCAGAGCUGCAGGCCAUGACAACAGACUGCCAAAAUGUGAAGGGGAGAUUAUGGACUUUCAAGGAACAACAGAAAACUGUGCAGGGUGUGUGUGCAGAUCAGUGCAAAGUGACGGGUCACCACCGCUACCAGACAGUGGAGCUGAACGACAGCGUGCUGGGGGAGCUGAAGAAGCUGUUUGAGGCCAAAGCAGAGCACGUGCACCAGACCCUGGCACUGCACUCCUACACUUCGGUGCUGUCCCGCUUGCAAGUGGAGUCCUAUGUUUACAGGUUGCUCAGCAGCUCGUCCCUGCUGAGAUCUGUGGCCCUGCAGCAGCAAGAACAAGUUUCAAAGCAGUCAGAAAAUCUCUCUUCAGACUUGAGCCACUUGAAGGAAUGUAUCAGUGUCCUUUUCAGCUUCACUCGCAGGGUUAUUGAAGAUCCUCAGUUUCACAGUGACCUUCUCAUGUGGCUGCAGAGACUGGUGUCUGUGCUGCAGAGAAUUGGCUGUCCAGGUGACCAUCUCUUCCUCUUCAACCACAUCCUUCGGUGUCCGGCUGGCAUCAGCGACUGGGCUUGUCCAUUCAUUCAGAUCAAAGUCUUGGAUAACCCAUCAGGUGUCUUUCAUUUCAUGCAGUCUCUUGCCUUGCUUAUGUCUCCUGUCAAAAAUCGUGUGGACUUCAUGUGCCAUAUGAAACCAAGUGAAAGGAAAAGUUCCUCUUCAUCUGGGAAGGAAUCUGGGAACUGGACUCUGGUAGAUGAAGGAGGAGAAGAGGAUGAGGAUCCCGAAACAAGCUGGAUUCUACUCUUGGAAGAUGACUUGAUUGCUCUGUUGUCACAGUUCCCAUUUCAUGAACUCUUUCAGCAGGUCCUUGGGUUUAAGUCUGGAGGUGCUUAUUUUCCUGAAAAAACAUCUCCCCAGGAGAUGAUGAAGAUUUUUGCCUUUGCAAACUCCUUAGUGGAACUUCUGUCAGUGGGGUUAGAAACAUUUAACAGAGCACGGUACCGACAAUUUGUGAAGAGAAUUGGCCAACUCAUCAAGAUGACACUGUGUCAUGUCAGUGACCACUGGGCCCAGUAUGUUAGUGGCAAUAAACAAUACGGAUCACUAGAACACCCCUACUCCGUGGAAAAAUUGCAACUGGAGUUUGAUGAGCUGUUUUUUAGAGCUGUUCUACAUGUUCUGAAGGCAAAAAGGUUGGGAGUCUGGCUGUUCAUGUCCGAGAUGCCUUACGGAACCUUGUCCAGCAGCAUGCUUUGGAGGCUCUUCUUUGUCAUGCACUGUGCCGACAACGAGCACCUGGAGCAGCUCUGCUCUACUCUGCAGCCUGCUGACUACAGGCAAAGACUCAAAGAUCCGGAGCACCUUGAACAGUUUGAAAAGUAUCUCCAAUCAAUGAACUGCUCAGAAGAAAUCUGUCUGCUCACCACAUUUGCUCAGAUGGCACAAACCAAACGGGCUGAUGUUGAUGAGGAUUUUAUCAAAAUCAUUGUUUUGGAGAUAUAUGAGGUAUCCUACGUUAGUCUUUCCACAAGAGAGACAUUUUCCAAGGUUGGUCGAGAACUCUUGGGAGCCAUUGCCAGCAUCCACACACAGAUUAUUUCUAUACUGCUGGAUCGGAUUAGAGAGACCCUUGAGAAGGUGGGGAUGGUUUCUUUAUAUCUGUUUAAAGAACUGCCACUGUACCUGUGGAAGCCUUCUUCAUCUGAGAUAGCCCUGAUCCGUGACUGGUUGUUAAAUUGCAGCCUUACAACAGUGGAGAAUAAACUGGCCUGCAUUAUUUUGGAAGGGCUGAACUGGGGAUUUGGUGAGCAUCAGAAUACUCUUCACCUGGAUCCGGCUGUCCAUUCUGAAGUUGCAUUGAUGGUCCUGGAAGCAUAUCAGAAAUAUCUCUCCCAGAAACCAUAUGCUGGGCUGCUUUCUGAAAGCAUAAAACAGGUCUCCUACCUGGCCAGCAUCGUUCGCUACGGGGAAACACCAGAGACUUCCUUCAAUCAGUGGGCAUGGAGUUUGAUUUUGAGGCUGAAGCUGCACAGGAAUGACCGUGGGGUGCAGCAGAGUGGGCUGGCUGUCCCCGUGUACGACACUGCGCUGGACACGGCCGACUCGGUCACGCUGCACCCCCUGCUCAAGGCUGUGAAGGCAAACAUCCCCAUCGGCUGCUACCUGGCACUGGCAAUGACCACCCUGGGGCACAGCAUUGAGAAGUUCUGUGCUGAAGGGAUCCCUCUUUUGGGUGUACUUGUCCAGAAUAGACAUCUGAGAACAGUAGUCCAUGUGCUGGAUAAAAUUUUACCCAUGUUUUAUUCUUGCCAGUAUUACCUCCUGAAGAAUGAACAGUUUUUAUCUUACGUUGAACUGUUCCUUCAUCUGGAUAGUGGAGUCCCUCAAGGAGUGACCCAGCAGGUUACCCAUAAAGUGACACAGCACUUGACAGGAGUGAAGUAUGGAGAAAACGUUAAGCUGCUCAGUAGUAUGAUACAGACUCACAUCUUUCUAAGUGACCAGCCAAAUGGAGUGGGGCCAGCUGCAGUCCUGGAGUUCUGGGUGCAGGUCCUUACCAGCCAGCAGCUGUGGCACAGGGACCGCGCCACGCUCUGCCUGCUGGAUGACUUGUGCAAAGCUGCUUUUCAGUACAGCCAAGAGGACUGUGUGCAAAAGCUGCUUUACCAGCAGCACAAGAACGCUUUGGGCUAUCACUGUGACAAGGGUCUGCUGUCUUCUCUCGUCAGCUGGAUCGUGGCAGGCAAUGUCACACCAUCCUUUGUGGAGGGCAAUGCCAACUCCUCUCAGGUCUGGUUUGCAUGGACGGUGUUAAAUGUGGAGUCAAUAUUUGAAGAAGAUUCACAGCUUCGCAGAGUUGUGGAGGGGGAGCUGGUUAUCAAUGCUUUAACUCCUGAUCAAGCUUUGAAGAAAGCCCAGACCCAGCUGAAGCUGCCCAUCGUCCCUUCCCUUCAGAGGCUCAUGAUUUACCGCUGGGCUCACCAGGCCCUUGCUACCCCUGCAGAUCACCCUCUCAUGCCUCUGAUCUGGCAGAAGUUCUUCCUCCUGUACCUUCACCGACCAGGACCACAGUAUGGAUUACCUGUAGGUGGCUGUAUUGGAAGACGCUUUUUCCAGAGUGCAGCUCAUGUUAACUUGCUGACUGAGAUGAAGCAGCGGCUGACAGAGGUAGCAGACUUCCACCACGCUGCCAGUAAAGCACUGAGAGUGGAGAGUCCUGAGGGCAGUGAGAGGUCACCAGAGAAGGCCAGCUGCUCACCUGAUUACCUGACUUCACCUGAGCUGCAUAAGGAACUUGUCAGGCUUUGUAAUGUUUUAAUUUUGUGGUUGGAAGAAGAGAGUUUCCAGAAAGGAGAUACAUACAUUCCCUCUUUACCAAAGCAGUAUGAUGCACACAGACUUGCUAAAGUCAUGCAGAAUCAACAGGAUCUGUGGAUGGAGUAUGUCAAUGUGGAACUCAUACACCAUGAGUUUCAGGAAGCUCUGAACCUUUGGCUGCAGGUUCAGCUUGAGUCCCAUACAACCUGUGCUUCUGCAGGGCAAACAGAUUUCACCAAUCCUUUGUCAGCCAAAGUGAGGAUCAUGAAUAAUUUGAAGAAGUUUGAUACUCCCAAGCCCCCUCUGCCACUGCAGAUGAUGAAGGCUCCUGUGCCGGUGAUUUCCUCUGCCAGUCUCGUGAGUCAGAAAGAUGCAAUCCAGCUCAUGCGCACGGACCUGAACAUCUUGCAGCAACACGCCAGAACUGCAGCUCUCUGGGAGUCUCAGCAUGUUGCUCUGAACAGUGAGAUACUGGACACGGUGCCUAAGCUGUAUGUCAACAGGGAGGAGCAGAUCACCCUCCACCUGGAGUGCAGGGGAACUUCAAAUAAAGGCUGCCAGGGAGCAGCUCAGCUCACCAUCCAGUUUGAAGGGAAGCACAAAAAUGAAGCAGUGAGCCAGCAGCUUCAUGCUUUGCGCAAAGAAGUGAGACAACUGCAGGCAGAAGCCAUGAAGCCACCUUCUCUGGGUGUUGUGGAAGCAGCUGUUCACGUGGAGAAUUUCAUAACGGCCCUCAUAAAUAUCUACAAGGUGCAGCCUAUGCCUGCAAUCAAGAAAGUUGGAAUUGGCUUGUUUUUUACACUGGUAGAAUAUGUGUGUGAUGAAACUCAACGCAAUCCUCCCACAAGACAGUUCUUCACGUCCUGCAUUGAGAUUCUGGGCCAAGUGUUCAUCAGUGGGACCAAAUCAGAGUGCAAGCGUUUGCUCCAGACAAUCCUGCAGAAUCGAAGGCUUUGUACUCUCCUUUCUCCUUACUUCACUCCUGUUGCCUCUCCCAGUGAAUUUGUGACUUUAUACGAAAAAGUUGUGGCCUUUCUGAGUGAGGAUAAUAGUGAUGUUGUCUUCAUGCUGCUGACAAAGUUUGACCUCACGCAGUGGUUGAGCGUGGCCAAGCCGCCUCUCUCGGAGCGCACCCAGCUCCUGGAGUCCAUUCACUUGGCCCUCAAUGCAUGUGGCCUGGAACCUGAAGAAGAUAUUUUGAUGCCAUUUAAUAUCUUCUGCAAGCAUUGGACUAACCUUCUCCAGUAUCAGUUCCCUGACCACUACAGUGAUUUCUUAAGGUUGUUUGUGCAAAGCUCAUCAGAGCAGCUUCUAAGCCCUGACUGCUGGAAGGCAUCACUUAGAGCUUUGGGGUGUGAUUCACUGGCGAUUGAGCAGGGCAGUGUCAAGAGAAGUGAUUCUGCUGAAGCUCCUGUGGUGAGGGAGGCUGCAAAAACUCUCCUCUCUACAGAACAGGUCAGAGAGACAAUAGAAUGGCUUUCUACAUCCUUCUGCAAACUUCGACUGGCCUCGGUGGACUUCAGGACUUUCGGCCUGUUUUCAAAAUGGACUCCUUAUGUGGCUGAAAUGAACAAAUUCCUGGAGUAUCUCAUUAAACGACUUAUUGACACUGAAGUUGACAAUUUAGCCCAAGAACCUAUUGGGAGUAGCAGAAUUUUAGCAGCAUUGCAGUCCUUGUAUUCAGUCAUUGCUGGACUCUUUAAACCAUGGAUACUGGUCUUGGAUAAAGAAGAUGCAAGUAGCCAGCCCUGCUACCCUUGGCUGGAGAGUGACACUCCUGUAGCCUCCACCGUGGUCGGUUUGUUUGCAGAUUGCAUCAAGCUUUUGCAUGAGAGCUUUAAAGAAAAGCUGUUGCCAAGCCACCAUGGGGCUCUCUGGUUACACCUAAUGCAUUACUGUGAAUGUUGCACAGCCCCCAAAAUGCCAGAGUUUAUUCUCUAUGCUUUCCACACUGAGUUCAGAAGGCUUCCAUGGAAGGAAAUGCAUCCCGACCAGAUGCUUAUGGAAGAGUUCUUUAAAAUUGAAAGAGGCAGCCCCAAGAGUUGUUUCUUGUUCUUGGGUUAUGUUUUAUGUGAAAUAAACUGGGUCAGUGUCCUCUCUGAUGCUUGGAAUCCCAACCCUCACCCUCAGACUCACAACAUGAUUGUCUGUUUGCUGUAUAUGAUGGUACUGUUGGCAAAGGAGGAACAGCUUAUAGGCAAAGAGGAAUCUCCACUCAUAAAUCUUCUUGGACAGACCAGCUCCCUUCCUUGGCAGCUUGUGGGCAUUUCAUCUUACCAAAGCAUCAUCAGCUACUGCAACAGUCACUACCCUCCCUCUGUUAUCCUUGCUAAGGAUGCUGGAGCUGAACUGAUCGUGAAGCUCCUGAAAAUCUCAGCAGGCUUUGGGGCAUCUUCGGAUAGUCACAUACACCUUGAUGCAACACUGAAGUGCCGAGCAUACAUUCGCCAGGUGGUUCAGUUCCUCAGCACCUUAGAACAAAGUGGAAAGAUAACCCUUGCAGUUUUGGAACAAGAAAUGGCCAAGUUGCUAGAUGAUGUAGUCAUCUUUAGUCCCCCAGACAUGGAUCUGCAGACGCGCCACCUGGCCCUCAGCAGCCUGUUCACGGAAACGCUGAUGAUGCUGAACAACUCCAGCAUCACCACGGCCGAGUCUCUGCGGGGCAGCCUGCGCAAGUGGAUCAACAGCAGAGUGCAGGGGCUGCUGGCCAUGCCCCUCCUCACGGCCGCGUGCCACAGCCUGGCCUCCGUGCGCCACAUGGCCGAGACCACAGAGGCCUGCAUCACUUCCUACUUCAGCAAGGAUUCCCCUCAUCACCAGGAGUUAGGCUGGGGCCCUAUACUUGCCUCCCUCCAAGUUCCUGAGCUAACCAUGGAAGAAUUCCUGCAGGAGUGCCUGUCUUUAGGAAGCUACUUGACCCUCUAUGUCUACCUGCUGCAAUGCCUGAACACUGACCAAACCCUUACCAAUGAAAUGAAAAUCCUGCUGACCAUCAGCAAAUGGCUGGAGCAAGUGUACCCCAGCUCAGCAAAGGAAGAGGCAAAGCUGUUUCUCUGGUGGCAUAAAGCCAUGCAGUUAUCCUUGGUGCAGCUAGAGCAAGAUGACCCUGUUCUGAUUGAAUCUGUCAUCCGAACCCUGCUGUCCAUCCAGGGCCGGCAGAGCCAGCUGGCUGAGGAGAGACUCACUUCUGGAUUGCUUGGUGCUAUUGGGCUAGGCAGGAGGUCUCCUUUGUCACCCAGGUUUCGGGUGGUUGCCCGCAGUUUGUCCACCUUCCUCCUGGUGCAGAUCCCUGCAGAGAGCCAGGUGCGCCUCAAGGCUGGGUCGGAGCCCAGGCUGUCUCAGAAGGCUCAGCAGGCACUGAAUGCUCUCGAAGCCAUGUCAUCCAACAAACAAUACAUGGAUUUCCAAGAGCAGCUCUCCCAGGCCUCUCUGUUCAUCAAGCACCCCGAGCACUGCCUUCGGGAUGGCAAUAACCUCCUGUCCCUGCUCGUGAACACGCUGUACCCAGAAGUGCAUUAUUUGGACAGCAUUCGGUAGCGGCGCUGGGCGCGCGGGGCCGGCGGCGGCUCUGGUUUACAAACAGCGUCCUUAUUGCACAACUGAUUUUUACCUUCAGAGUUCCACUUUAAUUAAGUCAGACCUGUGAAUAGGAACUGCACACUGUCAAGUUUUCUCCACUUCAAGGUUUUCUUGCUUUCCUUUUGAAUUUUAGACCUGUGGAAUUGCUUAAUGGUUUGGGUUUCUUGGGGCUUUUUUUGGUGGUUUGUUCUUUUUUUUUUUUUUUUUUUUGACUGAAAGCACUUGAGUAUCUUCUGUGCGUGGUGCCCUUUGAAGAGAAGGGUGCCUGGGGAUAGGUGUACAAAUCACUAGUCAGCACAGCUCAUCCUGUAGUGUCUGAAAUUUUUGCUUGGUGCCUUUUUUUAUUUUCCAGUGUGUCAUCACUCAGACCAGUUCAAAGUGAAUGGAGGACUGUGUGUAAAAGAGGUUUGACUUUCUUAACCAGGAUACCUCUGAGUCUUACCUGAGUGUGUGUCUAGUGAUUUUUGUGAAAUCCCUGUAUUUGACAAGAUGGUAUUUUAAAUCUUGACUUUUUUGCUAUCCCACAGAAAUCUGUAGUUUAGAGGCAUGCCUACAAUCUUUGACCACUUCUGUAAAUACCAACAAAAAUAGGAACUAAAGAACUUUUUUUUUUUUCCUGUUUUCUAAAUAUUAGUGUGUCUGCAUCUAUAUUGCUUGAUUAAAUGCAAGUAACUUCUAGCCAAGUUCAAGGGGAUUUAAAUCCAGAGACAUAUUUUCUGGAUCUCCAGUGUCUGAGAGGGGAACAGUCAGUUAUGAUCACGUUAAAUAGGAUUCCUUAAUUACUAAAGUCUGGUUGUUUAGGAAAUGUUUAACAACCACCACUUAAGCUUAUUCUCUUCUGCCUAGCUGGGCAUGACAUGACAGGAUUUUAGAUGACACUGUGAAGAGGCAUUUUUGUUGUAUUAAAUUUGGUGAUCACUUGUUACAAUUCUGUUGCCAAAGCAUGAACCAUGAGCCUGUAAAUCUGUUGUUUCAUCUGAAUGAUCACUGCUUUUGUUGCCUUGUCUGAUCAUAGGAUGCACUUUUGUUUAGGAAAAGCAGAAGGAGAAUUUUCCCGGUACUUGUUUGAUGUCCCUUUAAUCACUGAUCUGUUUGAGCUGUCCCAAGGUCCUGCAGUCCCAGUCCCUACAGCUCUGUGAAGGAACUGAUCGCUUUUUCUCUUCCUCCAUUAAUUGUGCCUUUGUGUUUAUGACACGGUUGCACGUUAAAACAUGAGUUCUGGUCAAUAGGGGAUAGAAAUGUGCUACCUGCUGUCUGGUCAAUGAUGCUUUGAACUGUUGCUCUUAAACCAUGGUUCUGGUGCUAGAGGACAGAUCACCUUUUCCUUCUUGGCAGAUUCUGCUAAUUAUGCCAGCUGGGUCAUUAGAUCACCGUCAUUUUAAUGUGGUCUUAGAGUUCUUUGCUCUAUCUGCGAGCCUAUAAAUAAAUAUAUAUAUGUACAUCCCCCUAUAUAGUAACCAGAUACCAAUGCAGCAUGGUUUUUAACAGACUCUUUUGGAAAAUUCAUGUCUGGAGGAAUACAUUCUGCUGCUUUUGCCCCCAAAGACUUAAAACCACUGGGUUUAUUAGGCUCAAUGUUAUUGAUCAGUUGCAUAUAAAUGUGAAGAAGUCAGAAAAUAUGUGUUUGACAUGCACUUUCAAAAUGAGGAAUUGUUUCAGCUGUUGAGUUUUUACAAAUGUUGUAUUUAUAACAUGCUCUGUCUGCAAAGACCAUGCAAAAUAAAAAAGGAAAAUCAAGCAA
This is a messenger RNA of Corvus hawaiiensis (hawaiian crow), 9565 nucleotides long. It is a transcript of the gene EPG5, whose product is annotated as ectopic P-granules 5 autophagy tethering factor. Gene Ontology annotation, cellular component: cytoplasm. Gene Ontology annotation, biological process: autophagosome maturation. The coding region runs from base 40 to 7782 and encodes 2580 amino acids. The transcript is spliced from 44 exons. Lineage: Eukaryota; Metazoa; Chordata; Aves; Passeriformes; Corvidae. The record is from RefSeq and is a predicted model, not a curated record.